CAAACCGAACCAAACUUUCUUUUUUAAAUUUUUAUUUUUUUAAAUGGCCUCGCACCCCAGAAACCAACCCAAAAGAUAACAUUUCCAAGCUGCAUCUGCUGACAGUGAGAGUGAUCUGGAUGUGCUGGCACAAAGAAGUUAGAGCCUAGAUAGAGUGAAGUGAGUUUGGUGCAGGGUGUGUUUGUUGGUUACAUGGCUUACAAAUCGCUAAGCUUUAUCACUGUGUCCGAUAUUGAAUCCCUUGGAGUUGCAAGAGAAGCUGCUGCUACACUCCAUGAACGUCUCACAGAAAUCAUUGGAAUUCAUGGAGUUGGUACCCCUGCCACGUGGCAGAACAUCACCAGCAGCAUCCUCAACCCUGAACUUCCCUUCUCUUUUCAUCAGAUGUUGUACUAUGGUUUCUACAAGGAUUACGGUCCCGACCCACCCGCUUGGAUACCCGACCCGGAAAAUGCUACUGUGACGAAUGUUGGUCAGUUACUAGAAAAGAGGGGUAAAGAGUUUCUGGGUUCAGCAUAUAAGGAUCCAAUUACAAGCUUUCCUGAUUUCCAGAAAUUUUCAGUCUCAAACCCUGAGGUUUAUUGGAAAACUAUGCUGGAUGAAAUGAACAUAUCUUUUUCGAAACCACCUGAAUGCAUCUUACAUGAUAACCUCGCGGGGGAAAACCCAGGUGGUAAAUGGCUUCCUGGAGCAUCUAUUAAUGCGGCAAAGAAUUGUUUAAGUUUAAAUUGCAGAAGAAGCUUGAAUGAUACUGUAAUAAUAUGGCGCGAUGAACUACAUGAUGAUCUUCCUGUUCAAAGGAUGACACUUGGGGAAUUGCGUGAAGAGGUCUGGUUAGUUGCGCAUGCUCUUGAAUCACUGGGUCUGGAGAAAGGAUGUGCAAUUGCGAUUGAUAUGCCAAUGAAUUUUAAAUCUGUGGUUAUCUACCUAGCUAUCAUUCUUGCAGGUUAUGCUGUUGUAUCCAUUGCUGAUAGUUUUGCAGCACUUGAAAUAUCAACCAGGCUGAAAAUAUCAAAUGCAAAAGUCAUAUUUACUCAGGAUCUUAUUAUUCGUGGUGACAAAAGUCUCCCCCUUUACAGUAGAAUUGUGGAUGCCCAGUCACCUAUGGCAGUAGUUCUCCCUUCCAGAGGCUCUGGGUUUAGCAUGAAACUGCGCAAUGGUGACCUUUCUUGGCUUGAUUUUUUGGAUGGAGUCAAUAGUCUCAGAGGGAAGGAAUUCAUAGCUGCAGAACAACCAGUAGAAGCAUUUACAAACAUUCUCUUUUCUUCUGGAACAACUGGGGAUCCAAAGGCAAUUCCAUGGACCAAUAUUACUCCUUUAAAAGCUGCUGCAGAUGCAUGGUGCCACUUGGACAUCCGUAAAGGUGAUGUAGUUUCCUGGCCCACUAAUCUUGGAUGGAUGAUGGGGCCAUGGCUAGUAUAUGCAUCAUUGAUAAAUGGAGCUUCAAUGGCUUUGUAUAAUGGAUCCCCUCUUGGGUCUGGCUUUGCCAAGUUUGUACAGGAUGCUAAAGUAACGAUGCUAGGUGUAAUUCCAAGUCUUGUACGGAGUUGGAGAAGUGCGAAUUCAACAUCUGGCUAUGAUUGGUCUGCUAUCCGUUGCUUUGGCUCCACUGGAGAAGCAUCUAAUGUAGAUGAAUACCUUUGGCUGAUGGGGAGAGCUCACUACAAGCCUGUCAUUGAAUAUUGUGGUGGUACAGAGAUUGGGGGUGGAUUUGUUUCUGGUUCAUUACUACAGGCUCAGUCAUUGGCUGCUUUUAGCACACCUGCUAUGGGCUGCAGUUUGUUUAUUCUUGAUGAUGAUGGCCAUCCUAUUCCUCAAAAUGUUCCAGGAAUAGGUGAAUUAGCUCUUGGUCCCCUCAUGUUUGGGGCAUCAAAUACACUGCUGAAUGCUGACCAUUAUGGUGUCUAUUUCAAGGGAAUGCCCCUUUGGAAUGGAAAGGUUUUACGGAGGCAUGGAGAUGUAUUUGAGCGUACUGCUAGAGGAUACUAUCAUGCACAUGGUCGUGCAGAUGAUACAAUGAACCUUGGGGGAAUCAAGGUAAGUUCGGUUGAGAUUGAACGCAUAUGCAAUGGAGUAGAUAGCAAUAUCCUUGAAACAGCUGCAAUAGGGGUACCACGUUCUGGUGGUGGGCCUGAGCUGUUGGUUUUAGCCGUUGUAUUCAAAAAUUCAAGCAGCACAACAGAAGAUUUACAUCAAUUGAGAAUGUCUUUCAAUUCAGCUCUCCAAAAGAAACUAAAUCCAUUGUUCAAGGUUUCUCGAGUAGUACCACUGCCAUCUCUUCCAAGGACGGCAUCAAACAAAGUUAUGAGAAGGGUUUUGCGGCAGCAACUUGCUGAACAUAACCAAAGUUCUAAAAUAUGACAAAGAUAUUGUUAAAGAGAAAACGAGAGAAUUUGGUAAAAUUCAUGUCUCAAUUACACAAUGGGGUUUCGAUUAUGUAGCAAAAAUAAUAAUACCCAAUAAAUACAUGCAUCACUAGUAUCCUAAUUUCUAUAAUUACAUGAUUCUAAGUACACCAUUCACAUAAUCAGCAAUAUACUAUUUAGAUAA
This is a messenger RNA of Gastrolobium bilobum, 2550 nucleotides long. RefSeq names its product probable acyl-activating enzyme 17, peroxisomal. NCBI's taxonomy places the organism in Eukaryota, Viridiplantae, Streptophyta, Magnoliopsida, Fabales, Fabaceae. The record is from RefSeq and is a predicted model, not a curated record. The coding region runs from base 193 to 2361 and encodes 722 amino acids. The transcript has 15 exons.